This is a messenger RNA of Rotaria socialis, 1014 nucleotides long. The record is from the annotation of a GenBank genome assembly. Lineage: Eukaryota; Metazoa; Rotifera; Eurotatoria; Philodinida; Philodinidae.
AUGGCAAACGAACAAGACAAACUAAAUAUCGACGGAAUAAUUCAACGAUUACUUGAAUUUCGCGGAACUAGACCUAAUAAAAAUGUUCAUUUAAAUGAAAAUGAAGUGCGCGGGUUAUGUUUGAAAUCGCGCGAAAUAUUUCUUAGUCAACCAAUCCUACUUGAACUUGAAGCACCACUUAAAAUAUGCGGCGAUAUUCAUGGUCAAUAUUAUGAUCUGCUUCGUUUAUUUGAAUAUGGGGGAUUUCCUCCAGAAUCGAACUAUUUAUUUCUUGGUGAUUAUGUUGACCGUGGAAAACAAUCACUUGAAACAAUAUGUCUCUUAUUAGCUUAUAAAAUAAAAUAUCCUGAAAAUUUUUUCCUUCUUCGUGGUAAUCAUGAAUGUGCAUCUAUUAAUCGUAUAUAUGGAUUUUAUGAUGAAUGUAAAAGAAGAUAUAACAUAAAAUUAUGGAAAACAUUUACUGAUUGUUUUAAUUGUCUUCCUGUGGCUGCGAUUAUUGAUGAAAAAAUUUUUUGUUGUCAUGGCGGCUUAAGUCCAGAUUUACAAUCUAUGGAACAAAUACGACGAAUAAUGAGACCCACUGAUGUACCUGAUCAAGGUUUACUUUGUGAUUUAUUAUGGUCUGAUCCUGAUAAAGAAGUAAAUGGUUGGGGUGAAAAUGAUCGUGGAGUAUCGUUUACAUUUGGAGCAGAAAUUGUUUCAAAAUUUUUACAUAAACAUGACCUAGAUCUUAUAUGUCGUGCACAUCAGGUUGUCGAAGAUGGUUAUGAAUUUUUCGCUAAACGUCAAUUAGUUACAUUAUUUUCAGCACCAAAUUAUUGUGGUGAAUUCGAUAAUGCCGGAGCCAUGAUGUCCGUCGAUGAAACGCUUAUGUGUAGUUUUCAAAUUUUGAAACCAUCCGAAAAGAAAACCAAAACACCUAUGCCUAAUAGUCGUCCAGUCACACCUCCACGAGGCGGUGGAAAUGCUAGUGGCAAAGAUGCCUUAUUAAAAGAUGGGAAAAAACCUAUGUAA